Uranotaenia lowii is the source of this 4191-nucleotide messenger RNA. RefSeq lists its product as uncharacterized. The coding region runs from base 1023 to 3848 and encodes 941 amino acids. NCBI's taxonomy places the organism in Eukaryota, Metazoa, Arthropoda, Insecta, Diptera, Culicidae. The record is from RefSeq and is a predicted model, not a curated record. The transcript is spliced from 3 exons.
GCCUGAACGACGCAUGGAGAGACAACAAACGGAGCGGGGUUUGUCUGUUGUUAACUUGCCGUCAAGCCGCGCCGCACGUUGGGGAAUCCAAAGAAGCUUUUGGCGUAAAUAUCUUUAUUUGUUUUGAAGCGUUUCGCGCGGCAAGUCGCAAGUUCCCGCUUCGCGGUUCGUUAGCGGUUUCCUUCAAUUUCGGUUUUGCGGGAUUCCAAAUUUGUUUGACAUUCGAAUAUUACCUACGGUUAAGCUGUGCAUUUAUCGAAAGUGUUCCAGAAUAGUUAUCCACGCUAGUAUAAAAAGUGUGCGUCAGUUGACUGAGUCCUAUCGUGUAAUGGAAUCGUGAUCCCGAAAAACCGUUAUCGAUUUGGGUGGGCUAUAAUUUAAAAGGUUAAUUAACGUCAAUUAAAAAGAAAACGUGACUGGCCUACCGAAAGGUGUGAAGGAAGAACAGUGACAAACAGAGUGGUACAAGAGAAGCAGAAAAAAAAACAUAAGAAAGAUAUGUGCAAACUUGGCUGCCACUUGCUGAAUGGAUAUUUUGUGAAUGAAUGCAGACAACAUUAUGAAUGAAAUUCACGUGUGCCCUAUCGUGUCGUGCUGUAUGGAGUGUGUAUGGUGUAAACUUUUCGUUUCAUGAAUGGAAUUGAUCGCACUAAGCCGAAGAAAAAGAAUUUAAACAUACGAUCAGGAAUCGUCCGACUGGGAUAGGUAUAAUGCGCAAUCAUACGCGUACUAUGGUGGAUUACUGAAUAUGGAAAAGGAGGAAACGAAUCGCCAUUAUUCAUCGACAAAUGUCCGCUGUUGUUAAAUGAUACAACGAUAGUGUCAAAUAAAAAGUGAUUCAUUCGCUGUGAAAUGUGUGAUGUCGCUUUUGAUGUUGGACAUUGGAUAUCGCGUUGUAAGAAAAGCUGUUCCAGUCAAUCAACUCCAGCCAGAUACAAUCUGAAUUGUCCGCGCUGCCGUCAUUGUCGAUCGCAAUUAUACUGGCGCUCAUUAAAUAUGGAUUGUGAAAAGUUGGCAGUAGCAUGCAAGACUUCACCAAGGAUGAGUUCGGUCUCCUUGGUGGAAGUGUUGUAGGUAGCGAUAAGGUCCUGGACCCAGCCGGAUCGUUGAUUCACGUCACCGAAGGGCUUAUCAGCUCAAAUCAACCCUUUAUCGGUGCUCAUCAAAUUGGCAGCCAUCAGUACCUUAAUCAUCAACAUCAUCAGCAGUUCCAGCACGGUGCUCAGAUACUCCAGAACUCGUCGGGGUUGAUCGUUAAUGGAUCCACCGGGACUGUGACCGAUGAAAUCAAACUAAGCCAAUCGAACAGUGAUUUGAUCGAUACUACCGGCGGUAGUAAAUUGGAAGAAACCGAUCGGCAUUUGUACCCUUGGAAUACCAGCCACAUCGGGAGUCAGUUUUUACGAAGCUCCGACGAUCCUCUCAUCUCUGGAGGAACCAACGACAACCAGAACGAUAAUGAGCUUAGUGUUGCCACGGCAUCUCAAUCAAUGUGCUCAUCACCGACGCCGUCUCCCACUCAAAAACAUCGCAACACAAUCCCUGUGCCCACCUCGAUUCUAUCGCCAGAGCUGCCGGACACACCGAUCUCACCCGUUCCCACCCCUAAGAAGGCCUCCAACGCACAAUCCACCAGGCGUAACACUUCAACCGGGGGAAGUCGACAGAGGCGUAAAGGACCCCUCAAGUUACGGUUCCACCAUCAAGCUUUGCCACCAGAAUACCUGGACCAUUAUGAGGCAACGCAGAACCUCACGGCGAGAAGAGAACAGCUACUACUACAACAACAACAAGGAAACACUUCGGGAAUACGAGCCAGCAGGAUGGAUAGACACGCUAUACAGGAACGAGAAGAUAGCACCAAUGAAUCUGUUCGUAAUUGGUUGCAGAAAAUUCUAGAACUGCAGAAGGAAGGUGUUUCUUUGGCCCCGAUAAAAGACGAUGCAGGGUCCACUGGUGAAUCUAAUACUCAGAGGACUACAAGUGUCCAGCCUAACAAAAUAGUUAACUACACUGAUCUACCUUACAUGGGGGAGAUGACGCUAGAAAAUUCUAAACCGAGAAGAGGCAGAAAGCCGAAGAAAGCGGACAUUUGCCAUUUGAUCUACAAGAACUAUGGUACAAUUCUUCCCGGGACUCCCAAUGCGGAGUCUGUGCAGGAACGAAGCAUGAAUGGCCAUCGAACACAGACCAGAAGCAGCAGCUUAUUGGAACGGAGACUGAUGACUGCCGAGAAAAACGCUACUUCCGAAAAUGGUAAAGGUAAACGCGAAGAGCCACUCAAUCUCUGUGUCAGAGAUGUUGAGGGUGAAUCGGUUGCACUAUCCAGUUCCGAAGACGAAAGUGACGAAGUGUACGGUUCAUCCUGCCCUACUCCUAUCAUAACCCCUUCUGAUCUCAGUACCGAUCAAGCGCUAGCAACUAAUAUGAAGAUGUCACUCCCCAACCUCCAAAAUACAGGUCUACCGACACCCUCAAGCACCGAAACACCAUCGACUGCCGAUACUCCACCGGUGUACUGGCCUAAUGUGAAUGGCUUCAUUCACCCAAUGGCUCUGUACUAUCAAAAAUUGGUAGACUCUAACAACACGGUUCCAGCAGCAGGUCAAGCCAGUUCUUCGAUUUCCAAUUCAAACCCUAGCACACCAACAGAUACACAACUUCCAAAAACAUCAACAGCUUCGUCUGCUGCUUCCACAACUCCCCCUUCAUCGCCAGCCACACCGAAACGAGAACAUCAACAGACACUGGUGCCAAAACCCAUUUCACAAUUGAUAAAACCAGAAAAAACCCACAAGAUCACUCAAGAAACACAAACAUCUACCAGCAAAAAUUCACCACCCGCUCAAAAACGCAAACGUUCAGCGAUCUUCAUCCCGCCUGUUCCAGCAGAGAACAGCACUAACCCUGCCACGGAAGUUAGCAUUUGUAAGUUCAAGUUUACUGGUGGGGUGAAGCCUUGUCUGCAGGAGAAGAAAAUGCUUAGCGUCGAUUCCGGUGGAAACUUCCGGUACUAUUCUGGUACUGGUGACAAGUCAAUGCGGGGCUAUGAAUUCUUUCCCCGAGAAAGUCUUCAACAGAGUAGUCUUCAUUCUUCAACAACGGCUGGUGCAUUUCUGAAUACACCUCCAGUCGAGAAGAUAACGUGUGAUAUUCCCCCGCCCUCUCUGGGUCUUGGCAACGAUAUCCUACAAAUCCCGGACUUCCCUAGUGCUGGGCCAAACCUGCCAGGUUUGCCUUCACCGGGUAGUGCCUCAACAUCUAGCAAUCAACGCCUCUCGCAGCGUUCCGAAUCAAGUGAGGCAAGACGCGCCAGGCGAAGAUCCCGUCGAUCAUCUCAACGAGAAUGUCUGGAAAAAACCUUUAAAGAAAAGGGAUUCCUGAUCCAAACGCAACAACUCCAAUCGGCCGAAGGUGCGACUUACUGUAAGUUUAGACAAUUACGUAAAUUUACCCGAUAUCUCUUCCGAAGCUGGAAAGACUACCUUCCCGGAGAACUUCAUCAGGACCCCACUGGACUUGCACCAGGAGAGCAUCCUCAGCUUAGUGGGCUAUCCAUAAACAGCCCCGAAGGUUUACUAUUGGACGAUGAUAGUCCGCUGCUGGACAGUCCAAAUCCGUCCAACUCAUCGCCGUCGCCAUUCAACGGUAUCGGCUAUCUGGACCAGCAACGGCAACUCUCGCCAUCACCGCCUCUGUUGGUCGCCUCGGAAUUCGCACGAUCUACUCAGGUACAUCCGAUCAUGACCGGUUUCCGGCGGACUCCCUCUCCCGCCCCGCCAGUUCCGACGAUGUUGCUCCAUUCCGUCGAUCAGCUCACCUCACCGGAAGGAAUCAGACGAAGCUGACAACUGAAUCAACCAGCUAAAAGAAAACAGUGCCACAUAUUUGAGAACUAAAUUGCAUUUAGUUCAAAUAAAGAAAGAAAAAAAAACACAAUCUCGCCAAAGAUUAGUGAUAAGCACGGGAAUAGCUAGUUUCUUUGAUAUUAUAUUUUUUUUCAUUUUGAUCCACUUUGUCUUUAGUGAAAUUAACUCUGUUCAAACAAUGGUGAAAACUCUAGUCGUUUUAUUUUUUAAUCAUUAUGAAGCGCUUCUACUUUUGACUUUGAUAAGUUUUCAUUUAUAUAUAGUACGAAUAACUGAACUCUUCUGUGUUGCCAUCAAAUGUUUUUUUUAUACUCCUUUGUAG